Messenger RNA from Phragmites australis (common reed), 4233 nucleotides. RefSeq names its product myosin-binding protein 3-like. The coding region runs from base 739 to 3633 and encodes 964 amino acids. NCBI's taxonomy places the organism in Eukaryota, Viridiplantae, Streptophyta, Magnoliopsida, Poales, Poaceae. Gene Ontology annotation, molecular function: myosin binding. The record is from RefSeq and is a predicted model, not a curated record. The transcript is spliced from 4 exons.
CACAGAAAGAACCGCAGUAACGUCCUCAUUAAACAAAUCAUGCCGUUGGUAAUUGACCAACAGAAUCGCCGACCAGUACUGCUAGUCUACGACCACCUCGCCGGGGAUCUGCUCUACGUACCCUUCACCGGCUAAUUACCGCCUCAUCCCGACCCAAACGUUCCCUUCUCUGUGCUUUUCGUGUUCAGAGCCGCUUAACCACAGUCCCGCCAGCUUUUUUUCGCUUUCGCGAGAUUUCUCGGCUUCCAAGUUCCCCCCCCCCCUCCCCUCCAUUAGUCCAUCCUCUUUCCACCAACCUGCCCCUUCCCCCUUCCUCCCUGUUCUUGUUAAUAGCGCUCACAAUCCUGUCACUAUCACUAGUCCCGUCCCACCUCCUUUCCGCGUUGAAGAUUUCGUACCUGGAUUGUGGAUUCUGAUCUCGUUUGCAGCCCCCGAUUCUACUUGUAAAAAUCUUGUAUUUGUUGCUGUCUGCAGUGGUAGGAAGGGGGAGCUUGUGCAGAGUUUUCUUUCCCUUUUUUUGUUCUUCUCUUUUGAUCGGGAGGCCGGGUUCUUGAAAAGAAUCGCGAUUGGAUUGUGUUUUCCGCUUCGUUGCAAUCCAAUCCAGUUUGUGGCGCCGGUAAGGGAUUCGGCACGGAAAGCACUGGUUUUUGUGCUUUCUUGGAUUCCACGGCAAAUUCAGGCUGCGAAAUCGGCGUCUUGAUCGCAUUCCGGCGGUUGCCAAGAAACCGAGCUGCGGAGAUGGGCUCGGAGGCGCCCAUGGCGGGGGCCAACCUUACGGCAGCGCUGUGCAAGAAGAGCAACCGCAUCGCGCGGGUGCUCUCCUACGCGCUGCUGGAGUGGAUCCUCAUCGCGCUGCUCCUCGCCAACAGCGUCUUCUUCUACCUCAUAUCCAGGUUCGCCGCCUUCUUCGCCCUGGCGCCUCCGUGCGCGCUCUGCUCCCGCCUCGGCGUCGACAGCCUCUUUGAGCCCCACCGCCGCCAAGGCAUCGGCGCGGGCGGCGGCGCCGAGCCCCUGCGCCGCGUGCUGUGCGACGCGCACGCCACCGAGGUGUCGCGCCUCGGGUACUGCCGCGCGCACCGCCGGCUCGCGGACGCCGGGGACAUGUGCGAGGACUGCGCGGGGGCGGCGGCGCCCGGGAAGGCGCUGCUGUCGUGGAUGGGGCGGAGCGAGCUCGGCGAGCGGGACCUCGCCUGCGCCUGCUGCGGCGUAGCGCUCGAGAGCGGCUUCUACUCGCCGCCGUUCUUGCUCCCCAUGCCGGCGCUGUGUGACUCGGAUUGUUGCCGCAAGGAAGAGGGCACGGCGAGUCUAAAUGGAGACGUGGUCUUUGUGUCGGUGGAAGGCCCUGUGCUCGAGCUCUUCGACGAGAAGCCAUUGGUGGAGGAUGACUCAAUUGGUGUCAUGGCUCAGGAUGCUAAGAUUGUUGGCAAUGUUGAGCGGCUGGUGCCUCCUGAAUCCAUUGACUCAUUGGCCGUCGGCAUGGCUGCAGUGUCAUCUCAAUCCGGUGGUGAAAGGAAGGAAGCAGUUGAUCAUGGGGCUGUCAGGCGGAACGAUUUGGUCCCAGAGAACACGGUUAAUGCCAAUGAGGAGAAACUUGUGAUGACAUCUGAUGAUGAGAAGGUGAAUAGUGUGCUUGAUCGGCCGAUCGAUGAACAGAUUGCUGCCGUAGUCCUUGCGCCCUCUUGUAUGGAAAGUACAUUUGAUGAUGGGAUAAAUGCAGACGAAACCGUGGAGAACUUUGCUGAUCAGCAGUCUCCUGAGGAGGACAGUGGAGUGAAAGAUCAGGAUCUGAAAAUAUCAAUUGGAAAUGAGAUAUCCGAGGAUGAGCAAGUUGAACAGGCUGUUCUAAAAGAGGAAUUAUAUACCAUGUCACAAGAUCCCAAGGACCAUGAAUUUGUCGAGAAGUUAUACAGAAGUACCGAGGUGGAGAAUUUUCAGCAGGCUGAGUUAAAGCAUAAAUUGGACUCUAUACCAAUGGAAGCUGCUGUGCAUGUUGCUGCGUCUUCUGAGGAGAAGCAGGUUCAGCAAGCUGAGCUGAAUCAGGAGUUGGAUUCAAUACCAAUAUGUCCCAGAAAGCAUGCUGAUGAAGAACUUGAAUGGGGGAGAACUGCACAGGCUGGGCUUGAGCAAGAAUGGGACUCUGUGCCAAUUGAUUCUGGGGAACAUGUUUGCGUGACUUCAUAUGCACAUGCUGAUGAUGAACAGGCUGAGGUGGAGCAGAAAUCCACUUCUGUGAGAGCAGAUGUUCUGGAGUAUGUAGCAGACAAUUUUGAUGAUAACACAAACACAGGGAAAGAUAUUGAAGAGGAUUCAACAGAAGCAAGCUUACACAAAAUUUCAUAUGAACCUUUGACAAGCUUGGACAAGUUAUCUCCUGAUCAUAGUUUUGUCGAAGAAGAGAGAGCUUCUGAUACACCAACUCAUAUUGAAGGUAUGUGCGAUUCACAGGAAUUGCUGGAUUCUAAAGCAGUGAUUUCUGACACUAAGUCCGCAGAUUCAAGUGUUGUAAUUAUGUCUCCUGAUCUGGAAAGCACUGAAUUGGUGAGUGUCGAUCAACUAAAAUCUGCUUUGGCAGCCGCACGCAAGUCAUUGAACAUGCUAUAUGCUGAACUCGAAAAUGAGAGGAAUGCAGCUGCUAUAUCCGCUGAUGAGACCAUGGCAAUGAUAAACCGCUUGCAAGAACAGAAAGCUGCAAUGCAGAUGGAGGCGAUUCAAUAUCAGCGUCUUAUGGAGGAACAAUCGGAGUAUGAUCAGGAAGCACUGCAGAGGCUGAAUGAAUUAGUCGUGAAGAGAGAGAAAGAGAAGCAAGAUCUGGAGAGAGAGCUCGAACUGUAUCGGCACAAGGUUCAUCUCUAUGAGUCAAAGGUGAGGAAAAUGUCCAGGCACAAGUCUGAUGACCAGAAUGGUUCAUCCUCAGCUUCAUCAAGUGCUGAGGACAGUGAUGACCUUUCACAAAGUUUCUAUGAAGGCGAUGAAUCUGCCCAUGGUCUGAAUGGAAGCAACGGGAGUAUUCCUACUGACGUUGUUCUACAAGAAACUGCUAGGAAUUUGGUUGCCCUUGAUGGCUCACUAGCUGAUUUUGAGGAAGAGAGACUCUCCAUACUGGAACAGCUCCAAGUCCUAGAGGACAGGCUUUUUGACCUCGAUGAUGAAGAAUCUGAUAACACGAAGAUGGACAAGCAUUUCUCAGAAGAAAACCAUUUAAGUGGUGCCUCAAAUGGUUUCUCUGAUGACGAUAGCUGCUUUAAACUUCAUGAUAAAAGAAAAGGUGUAAGCUAUAGAGGAAAGAAGCUCCUCCCACUGUUUGAUGAUGCUACUGUGGAAGCCGGAAACAUCCUUCUAACUAAGCAAGGUGAUGAGGCAGAUCAUUCAACAGAAGUCAUAUUUGAACUUGCUAGAGGGCAAGAUAAACUUGCAAUCGCCAAUGAAAUUAAUCAAGUCCAUGAGAGGCUGCAUGCUCUUGAGGCAGAUAGGGACUUUAUAAAACAGUGUGUGAGAUCUUUGAAAAGGGGAGGUAAAGGGUUUGAUCUUCUUCAGGACAUCUUACAGCAUCUUCGAGACCUGAGAAGGAUUGAGCAGCGUGCAAGGAACUCUGGAGAGCUUUCACCCCAUUAUCUUCAUCCAUACACGGUCUAAAGAUCAGCUACAGAGCCUCGUGAUCAUGUCCGACGAAUACAGAUUGAAGAUGGAAAUCAUACAACAAUGAUAAGAAAAAAAAAGAUUGCCGACUAAGUAGUAUUGUCAUUCGAGAAGCAGUUCGUGCCAGGAGGGAAAGGAGCUCCUCCUGGAACGCCUUCUCGGUCAGUUUGGCGACACCAUUCGGAAGGCAGAUCAUGGAGCAAUUUUGCCUUCCAAGGUCCAGGGUUUUUGUGGACCACUUCCAACGUUCUCUCUUUUCUUUGUUCGUUUAGUUUUCCGGGGGGCUUCCAAACUUUUGCUAAGGGCAAGAGGGUUGGUGAGCCGCCCGCCCCCAUGGGGUGUGUUUGUGGCAGCAAUCAUGGCUUUGUGGGAGCUUUGGAAUUCAUUAACAUGAAACAUGCCACUGCCAGCUUUGGUGCCAGGUAUAGUGAGUAUAAAAGGCUUUUAAAAAAAAGAACGGUAGUCCGAGUGGGGAUCUUUUUUAGUUGUUCUAGUUAUUCUUUUCCUUUAAAUUCUCUAGCUGUAUGUAAUGUACUUUCGGCUUUUGGAAUGGUGAGGUGUUGGUGCCGAGUGCAUAGCAUAAUUGUUUGAUGAGCA